GCUGUAUAGUAGCGUCUACCGAGCGUGCUUGCUUCUCAGUAUCUCGUGCUGCGAGCCGGCUAACUUUUGGACCACCAAGGCCGAAGGUUUUAGUUUGUUCAAGUCCUAUCCUGGCAGUUUGGGAUCUGAAAGCCGUUUCGUACCCGUUUUAAAACUGGUUUCAACGGCUUCAGCCACAGCUGGGCAACAGAGAAAAUGAGCAAGGCUGGAAAAGCAGCGAAGGGUAGCGCCGAGGAGAAGGAAAAUUUGUUUGGGCGAAGUCAGAGUUACCGAGUCGCAACGACACCCCUAGUGAAUGAUGGUGCGGCUAAAAAAGAUGGCGGAAAAACCGGUAAGAAGGUGUCGAAGCGAAAAGCCAAGAAGCUGGAAAAGAAGGAAAACCUUGAAGAUCUCAAGAAAGAAUUAGAAAUUGACUGGCAUACAAUCGAGUUGGAUGAAGUGUGCAGGCGUUUGGAAACGAAUGUGGAAAGAGGUCUUACUGUAGAAAAAGCCGCAGAAGUUCUUGAGCGAGAUGGCCGUAAUGCUCUGACUCCCCCACCCACCACCCCUGAGUGGGUGAAGUUCUGUCGUCAGCUGUUUGGUGGUUUUGCUAUGCUGUUGUGGAUUGGUUCCAUUCUCUGUUUCGUCGCCUACACGAUUCUUGUAUUUACAGAAGAAGAACCACCUUCAGAUAAUUUAUAUCUUGGGAUAGUGUUGGCUACUGUGGUGAUUGUGACUGGGAUCUUCUCAUAUUACCAGGAAGCUAAGAGUUCUCGAAUCAUGGACAGCUUUAAGAAUUUGGUUCCCCAAGAAGCAAAUGUUUUGCGAAGUGGCGAGAGACGUACUAUUAAUGCAGAAGAAGUUGUUGUCGGUGACAUCAUUUUUGUGAAAGGUGGUGACAGAGUUCCUGCAGACAUCAGAGUAGUAGAAGCAAGAGGUUUCAAGGUGGACAACUCCUCACUCACUGGUGAAUCUGAGCCCCAGAGCAGAGGCCCUGACUGUACCAAUCAAAAUCCUUUAGAAACCAGGAAUCUUGCUUUCUUCUCAACAAAUGGACUGGAAGGAAACUGCAUUGGUAUCGCUGUGCAAACUGGAGACAACACUGUCAUGGGACGUAUUGCUAACUUGGCUAGUGGUCUUGGCUCUGACAAAACUCCAAUUGCUAUUGAGAUUGAACAUUUUAUCCACAUCAUUACUGGUGUUGCUGUCUUCCUUGGUGUCUCCUUUUUCAUCAUCGCAUUUAUUUUGAAGUACAACUGGCUAGAAGCUGUGAUCUUUUUGAUUGGUAUCAUUGUGGCCAACGUACCAGAAGGUCUUCUUGCAACUGUUACAGUGUGUUUGACCCUCACAGCUAAAAGGAUGGCUUCCAAGAACUGCUUGGUGAAAAAUCUUGAGGCUGUGGAGACUCUUGGCAGUACAUCAACAAUCUGUUCUGAUAAGACUGGUACACUCACUCAAAACAGAAUGACUGUGGCCCACAUGUGGUUUGACAACGUAACAAUUGAAGCUGACACAACUGAAGAUCAAUCAGGAGUUUCCUUCAAUAAGACAUCAGAUACAUGGAAAGCACUUGCUCGAAUUGCUGGACUUUGUAACAGAGCAGUAUUUAAAGCUGAUCAAGACCAUGUUCCCAUUUUGAAGAGGGAUUGCUCCGGAGAUGCCUCAGAAUCUGCCCUGAUGAAGUAUGUGGAGCUGUCAGAGGGCAGCGUGAAGGAAAUGAGGGAUAAACACCCCAAGGUUGCUGAGAUUCCAUUCAACUCCACCAACAAGUAUCAAGUCUCCAUUCAUGAAAACCCAGAUCCAGAUGACAAGCGCCAUAUUCUUGUGAUGAAGGGUGCUCCCGAGAGAAUCCUAGACCGUUGCUCGACAAUUUUGAUGAACGGCGAAGAAGUCGCUCUUGACGAGAAGAUGCAGGAAGCUUUCAAUGCUGCUUAUCUCGAGCUGGGAGGCAUGGGUGAACGUGUGCUUGGUUUCUGCCAUUUCUUUUUGCCCUUGGAAGAGUUCCCUCCAGGAUUUGAAUUCAACACAGAUGAGCCCGUCAACUUCCCUCUUGAAAACCUGUGCUUUGUUGGCUUAAUGUCCAUGAUUGAUCCUCCACGCGCUGCUGUUCCCGAUGCCGUCAGCAAAUGCCGCAGUGCAGGAAUCAAAGUUAUCAUGGUGACAGGUGACCAUCCAAUCACAGCUAAGGCCAUCGCCAAAGGAGUUGGAAUUAUCUCAGAAGGAACUGAGACUAUUGAAGAUAUUGCUAAUCGUCUGAACAUCCCAAUAGAGGAGGUUGAUCCAAGGCAAGCUAAAGCCAUCGUUGUUCAUGGACAGCAGUUGAAGGAUAUGGAAAGGAGCGACAUUGACGACAUCUUGUCUCACCACACGGAGAUUGUAUUCGCGAGAACCUCUCCACAACAGAAAUUGAUCAUUGUAGAAGGCUGCCAACGACAGGGAGCUAUUGUUGCUGUGACAGGAGAUGGUGUUAACGACUCGCCAGCUUUGAAGAGGGCAGAUAUUGGUGUUGCAAUGGGUAUCGCAGGCUCAGAUGUAUCCAAGCAGGCAGCUGAUAUGAUUCUUUUAGAUGACAACUUUGCCUCCAUUGUUACCGGAGUUGAAGAAGGUCGUUUGAUCUUUGACAACUUGAAGAAGUCCAUCGCCUACACACUGACCAGUAACAUCCCCGAGAUCAGUCCUUUCCUGAUGUUCAUCAUUUUGGACAUUCCUCUUCCACUGGGCACUGUGACAAUUCUUUGUAUCGAUUUGGGUACUGACAUGGUUCCCGCCAUCUCACUUGCUUAUGAAAAGGCCGAAUCAGACAUCAUGAAGCGUCAGCCUCGCGACCCUCUCAACGACAAACUCGUAAAUGAAAGGUUGAUUGCCAUGGCUUAUGGUCAAAUUGGUAUGAUUCAGGCUACCGCUGGUUUCUUCGUGUACUUUGUAAUCAUGGCUGAGAAUGGAUUCUUGCCUGGUUAUCUCUUUGGUUUGAGGAGACCUUGGGAUAACAGGGAUAUCAAUGAUUUGCAAGACUCCUAUGGCCAGGAGUGGACUUACAGCCAACGCAAGAUCUUGGAAUUCACUUGUCACACUGCCUUCUUUGUCAGUAUUGUGGUCGUGCAGUGGGCAGAUUUGAUCAUCUGUAAGACCAGGAGAAAUUCUCUCUUCACACAGGGAAUGAACAACUGGUUCUUGAACUUCGGUCUGGUCUUCGAGACUUGCUUAGCUGCCUUCCUCAGCUACACUCCCGGCAUGUCCAAUGGACUUCGCAUGUAUCCGUUAGCUUGGCAGUGGUGGUUUCCAGCCAUGCCUUUCAGCCUUGUCAUCUGGAUCUAUGAUGAAAUUCGUCGUUACAUUCUGCGUAGAUACCCAGGAUGCUGGCUUGACCAGGAAACGUACUAUUAGAACUCUUUUAUUACCUGACAUUUGAUGCUACUCAAUUACUUUGGACCUUUCCUAACUAUGUCCUUCAAGUAUACAGAGUUGCCGUCGAUAUCAGUGUCCAUCACUUAUGUUUUAUUUUGAUUUGAAAUGGGAUAUCCAUUCUCAAUGUAUCGGGCUUUGCCUCAGGCCUGAAGCUAGUUAAAUGUGUGUUUUAAGUGAGUAGGGUUAGCUUUCGUAGGGUAUAGGUGUCUAUAGUCCUUUGAAACGAUUUGUGGAAACGUUUAGUAGUAAAACUUUGAAUUUAGAAUUGUAGUGUGAUACGUGGUCAGCGGUACCUACAUGUAGGUCGUCUUGAAAGAGUGAUGUCAUGGUAUUCUGAGGUAUUUUACUGCGACGUGCAAGGUGACCUCCGCUAUAAGAUAAAAAUGAAAGCUUUUUUUUUAUUAGAUCGAGAACAGCAAAGAGGAAAAAAAUCAAUCGGAAAGGAAUAAGGAAAAAGAACGGUGAACCAUGAUGUUUCUCUUUCAACCUUCUAACUUCCAUGAUCUGAUUAUUAAAUCUCACUUCUAUCCUCCAUACAUUACCCUGUAAACAAGAGGAGAGAGUUUGUUAUGAAAGCCAGAUCACGCGCCACCCCCCCUCCCCCCAUAAGCUCGUUUCUUACCAUCACCUGAUUGGUGGAUAAUAUUCUUACAGUGCAAAGGCAAGUUGCAUUUUGAUCAGGACUGGAAGUUUGAGGGCAAGAGUUAGCUUCAGUUGCUAGGUGAGACUCGUCGCGUAAUCAUUAAAAAAAGUUAAAAUAUUGGUUAAUAUCACUCUUCUGUAUUGUAGCAAUUGUAGCAAGCACUGUUCUCAUUUUAAUCUUGGCACAUUUUCUCGCAUAGCAUUUUGUAACAACAUUAGGAUUGUUACUGCAUUAAUAUAUUUAAAAGAUUGAAUCUGAGUUAGUCUUCUUUUUAUCCUGGCGAAGUCAUUUUAAUGGACCGUUCGCAGGCUUUGUGUAGUCAGAUAUUUUUAGAUUUGGCAUUUGCACCUGUUUCAGAAUUAAUUGUGAGAGCGGAAAUGAAGCAAUUUCUUUAGUUUGGAAUCAAGAUCUUUAAGCUAAGAUGAAUUUGUCUUCAUGGACUACGACGGUAUUGCGAGACAAACUUAGAAGUGAUUGUACGAAGUACAUGGGAUAAAUUCUCUCUUUUUCUGAAGGUCGUACGGCUUUUUGAACCCGUGCUCCACAAUAUGGGGUGAAUGGUAAUUAGCCUUGAAGGUAUUUUUAUCAAUGGACUAGGGUAUACGAGGAAUUGUCUGUCCGUGUAAAAAAAAAAUUUUUAUAGCGAUAAUGAAACGACAGUAAUUACGACAAACUAAACAGUAACAAGAAGAAAAACAAAGAAAUACCAGAAGUUUCGAGAGAAGCAGCAACCAAACGAGAAAUGUCAAAAGAAUAAUCUUCACGAACAGAUGACAACAAUAGUAACAAUAUCGACAAUGACAGCGGUAUCCACAGCAACAGUAGCGACAGAAAAAGUAGAAGUGAUGGAGCAGCAGCAAACUGAAGGUAGCAACAGUUCACAAUAACAAGUACAACAGUUAACAUUUAUAAUCAAUAAACAAACAACAAUAAGCAGCAACAAAUGUAAGGUUGUAAUAUUUAAUCUCUCAUGUUAUCAGCCGUAGGUAUUUGUUUUCAUAUUAUUCCUGUAGAAAUUGCUAUCUGCAAAGGUUUUCCUUGUAAGCUUAAUUUUCAACUUAGACCUAGUCUAUUAAUUGAUGCACAAUAGUGCGCAUUCAUGUAAAAGUAAACGUUAGAAGUGUAGCUUCGUGGUUAAAUAGUUGUCAAAACUUUUUUUUUAAUGUAAAUUUUCGGCGCAAACCUAUCUUUUGGGGAGCUCUCGUGUCAGUCAUAUAGCUUGCUUUGCAUGAGUCGCAAUCUGAAUGAAACCCGGUAUGAAUUUUACUGUUUUAUUUAAUAUUUAGGGAACUAUUACUUUAGCAAUGAAGGUCAUUGGCAGAUUUUUGACUGUAGAUGAGACGUCAAGUCAAUUUGAUUACAUUCUAGCUUGUUUAAGAUGGAUUUGUAAUUUACCAUGUUGAAAAACGGUAACCUAGCGUUUUAUCAUUAAAGGAUAUUUGAUAUCUGCAAAA
This is a messenger RNA of Stylophora pistillata, 5481 nucleotides long. RefSeq names its product sodium/potassium-transporting ATPase subunit alpha-3. Gene Ontology annotation, molecular function: ATP hydrolysis activity; ATP binding; P-type sodium:potassium-exchanging transporter activity. Gene Ontology annotation, cellular component: plasma membrane. NCBI's taxonomy places the organism in Eukaryota, Metazoa, Cnidaria, Anthozoa, Scleractinia, Pocilloporidae. The record is from RefSeq and is a predicted model, not a curated record. Gene Ontology annotation, biological process: sodium ion export across plasma membrane; potassium ion import across plasma membrane; proton transmembrane transport.